UAAGUUUUGCCGACAUAAGUGGCAGCGUAGACAUGGCCAUAACGUCCACAGAGUCUGAAGGGGGUUCACCAGAUUUCCCAGCAGAGCCACAAGGGGGCAAAGCAAGUCAGGACUGGGGUGUCAGCCCUGCACAGGCAGAAUGCAUUAGAGCAGUGGUUCUCAACCUGUUCCAUACUGCGACAUCCCCCACUUUUCCCCCACUUUUCCAUUCCAGAACCACCUCAGAACACCCUAUCUGUCCAUGAUCUCCCUCUCUUCCACAACAGGUCAAGGGCUGAAUGGUCUCAAAUCCAACAUGCAUCUGAUGAAGUGAGCUAUAGCUCAUGAAAGCUUAUGCUCAAAUAAAUUUGUUAGUUUCUAAAGGUGCCACAAGUAUUCCUUUUCUUUUUGCGAAUACAGACUAACACGGCUGCUACUCUGAAUUCUGAUAGUUUGCUUUCAAUAUAAAACAUUAAGAGAGCCCUCAGUGCUCCCCUGCAUUUGCCUCUGCAGAGUUGACAUUGUGGUUGAAUUUAUGGGUUUAUUUUUUGUUUGAGGAGUGCUCACUGAUUUGUUUCUUGUGAUCACUUCAGAUGCACAAACUGAUCCCAAUCCCUUCUGUCCCACAGCAUCAUGCUUCUCUGGCUGACUGGUUGGUUUGGUUACUAUUCUUUCUGGGAGGGAAAGAAAAGGAGAAGGAGGGGGGACACUGGAAGGAGGUGAGAGAAGAAAGGGGACUAGGUUUUUAGAAGUCUCCAUAAUGUUUUCCUUUCAGGAAACACAUCCUGUUAACGUUUGACUGCGGUGGCAGUGGCUCUGUUUGUUGCAGUCGGCUACGCCCUGAGGCUCACCAAAAACAGCCACAAAAACAACCAUUUCCUCUCUGUUGAGAGACAGAGGGGGAGGAAAAAAACCCACUUCCUCACAGCAGAGUUUCUCCUCUCCAGCCCUCUUUCACUCGCUGCUCUGACAGCGUAAGAGAAACCGGAGAGGAGCAGAUUCCUCAGGAUACUCCAAACUUCCAGAGCACCUUUGGGAUGAAGACAUUCACUUCAAAUUUGGCUUGGAUUUUAGAAUGAAGUUUCCCUCUGUUUGUGGGAUGUUCUGAGUUUUGUGGCUGAAAAGGCUUUCAGAGGUGCUAUUUCAUGACUCUUAUGUGAGUCUCUUUCUCCUCUUGCAGCUGCAUUCUGAAGAGUUGAGGCAUUGUGUCUGCAAGCAUUUCAGUCUGUUUUCCCCAGGAACAACCCAGGUUUUCCCACUUCAAGACUAGAUACUCUCUGGCUUUGCCUUGUCCCACAAGGAAUGGACCUCCCUGUUCUUCAGUUCAUCACCAGACUGGCUUUGCUCAUCCAGGUACAGGAAGGUGGAUAAGGCACAGCUUGGAAGGACAAAGACCUGCAAGUUCUUCUUUGCACUUGUAUUUUAUGGAAUUCUUCUACCUACCGGACUGUGUUCUUAUCUGCUUGGUCAGAAACACCUUAGGAGUCGACUUUGAGAAUGAACGGUGAUGUUCUCUAGCCCCUCAUAACAUCAUACUGCAGCUGCCUCCUAUUUCGAGUUCUACUUCAAUGUGCUGCAGCUCAUCAGGACCUUGGAUCUUCUGCAAAUAGAGACUGGCAGCAGUCAACAGUCAGAUAUGACUGUCCAGAAACUGGUAGCCACAGCUGUGUUGGUAGCCCUGGUCUCACUUAUUCUUAACAAUGCAGCUGCCUUUACUCCCAAUUGGGUAUACCAGACCCUGGAGGAUGGGCGUAAGCGCAGUGUGGGGCUGUGGAAGAUGUGCUGGCUGGCAGAGAAGGGGAGAGGAGGUGCAGGCACAGGCACCAGACAUGGGCAAGGGGAGGAGCGAGAGUGUGAAUCCCUGGGCUGGGGUUCAGAGUCAGCCGGGUUCCAGGAAUCUCGUAGCACUGUCAAACUGCAGUUUGACAUGAUGAGGGCCUGUAACCUAAUCGCUACCGUCGCCUUGACUGCUGGUCAGCUCAUUUUCGUCUUGGGCCUAGUAGAACUGCCUAUUAUUUCACAGGAUAUCCAGUGGUGGGAGGAAGCCAUAGCUGCCGUGUUCCAACUUGCCAUUACAGAUAAGAGGUUUAUACAGUAUCCCAGAAGGAGCAGUAGUAACCAUUACAGGCCCAGAGCUCGGCACAAGUCCUGCAGCACUUUGACACUGCAAAGGACUUGGGACCUGGAGUGGCCCUUGACAAGCCAGUUGUUGAGGUACGGCUAGACCUGGAUACCCUGACAUCUGGGGUAAGCAGCCACCACUGACAUGCAUUUGGUGAACACCCUUGGUGCUGGUGCAAGGCCAAAGGAGAGCAUCACAAACUGGUAGUGAGUAGUCUCCAUCUGGAAACACAGAAAAUGUCUGUGCCCUUGGAAUAUUGAUAUAUGAAAAUAGGCAUCCUUCAAAUCGAGGGUGGCAUACCAGUCUCCCAGAUCCAGGGAAAGGAUAAUGGAGGCCAGGAAGACCAUGUGAACCUUCAACUUCCUGAGAUAUCUGUUGAGGUCCCACAGGUCCAGAAUGGGGAGGAAACCGCCUCUGACCUUCGGAAUGAGAAAAUACCGGGAAUAGAACCCUUUUCCCCUUCAAUGAGCAGGGACUUCCUCCACAGCCCCAACUUGUAGAAGGGCCUGUACCUCCUGUUCGAGCAGCUUCUCGUGAGAAGGGUCCCUCAAGAGGGAUGGGGAAGGGGGCUGGGAGGGAAGGGUAGAAAUAAAUGCAGGGUGUACCCCACUGCCACAGUGCUGAGGACCCACUGGUCUGUAGUUAUUGCGGCCUAAGCAGGAAGGAAAAAAGAAAGGUGGUUGGCAAAACAAAGAGGGAGAGGAUCCAGUUUGCAGACUGGGAUGUUACCCUCGGGCACAUCCUCAAAAUGCCCACUUGUUCCCUCGAGGGAAAUGGGACAAACCCGACUGCGAGGCUGAGCCCAACUAGUGGCCCUAGCAGAGCUUGUAGUCCUUGCCCUUCUUAUGAUAGGGCUCUGUGAUGGGGUGUACAAACAACAAGGGCUUAAGGGCUCAUUUUGGGCUCAGCCAGCCCCGCCCCAUCACACCUGCAGCAAAUGCUCCAUCUGCUAGAGGAAUUAAAAGGCGGUGAAUUAGCUCAAUUGGUGAGCAGCGCUGAAGGUAAGCAGACCUGGAGCCCACUGAUCCAGCAGAGCAGAGCCGAGUGAAACCUAAAGGCUUUGACGUAGCUACCCAAAGGGGCCCUCUGGGAGGAAAGGGGGGACCCUCCACAGAGACAAGCUGAGAGGGAAGUAUCCUGUGGCCCUGGACAGUGGCGAUUCCCUCUGGCUUCCUGGGGUUUUGGAUUUUCCCAUCAGGUGAAGGCCUUCGACUGAGGUGACCCCAGAGGGGAAGACGAGAGGAAGAGGCCAGGGAGGACAACCUUAAGUAGUCUUGGUUGCCAGGUUACUGGUAGCUAAAAGGGCCCUGGGUUGGAGCCCGGUGGAGUGGGAGGGCCCAAGCUCCCUGUGACAUUAUUGACAUAAACUGUGACCAUAUAGAUCAUUGUUGCAAUGACUUUAUAUAUUUGCAGCAAAUAUUGUACAAAGGUUAUCGUGUGAGGUGUCUAUAAAAAGGUUAGGAUUUUCUGGUUAUGAUUAUGCUAUCUGUAUGCGUGUAUCAUUACUGUAGCUGAAACUAUGAAUAUUGGCUUUGUAUCUCAAUGUGUUUGAUUCUAAGUAGCAUUAGUGAAGCAUUUGGUUAGCUUCUUGAGAAAGGAAUUUGCAGAUUAAAUGCCCAAUCAAGAAACACUUAACUGACAAUGGACCUUGGGAGACUCCAAUCCACAAAUGAGAAGUCUUCCUGGGACAUUCAAGGUAGCAAGUGAGCAAACUGAGUCAUGCAUGGACAUGUGACUUGCCCAGGUGGCUACAAACUCCAUCUUGUUGCUGUGAUUUUGCACAGGAGAAUAAAGGGGUUUCCGCCCACAAGAGAAAGAAUAUAAAAGACCCUGGAAACCCCUCCAUUUUGUCUUCAAUCCUACCUCUUACCUCUGGAGGGACUUUGCUACACUAAAGCUCUGAACGAAGGACUGAAUGACCCAUCCAAGCUGUAGAUGUACUCCAGAGACUUGAUUUGAACCUGCAGUUUAUUCCAUCACUGCUACAAGCCUGAACCAAGAACUUUGUCAUUACUGUAUGUAAUUGAUUCCAUUUAACCAAUUUUCACUCUCAUCUAUAUUUCUUUCUUUUUAUGAAUAAACCUUUAGAUUUUAUAUUCU
Messenger RNA from Dermochelys coriacea (leatherback sea turtle), 4201 nucleotides. It is a transcript of the gene TMEM204, whose product is annotated as transmembrane protein 204. The record is from RefSeq and is a predicted model, not a curated record. NCBI's taxonomy places the organism in Eukaryota, Metazoa, Chordata, Testudines, Dermochelyidae. The transcript has 4 exons. Bases 1616 to 2203 code for a protein of 195 amino acids.